Messenger RNA from Salmo salar (Atlantic salmon), 5329 nucleotides. Its product is annotated as transcription factor COE3. NCBI's taxonomy places the organism in Eukaryota, Metazoa, Chordata, Actinopteri, Salmoniformes, Salmonidae. The record is from RefSeq and is a predicted model, not a curated record. Gene Ontology annotation, biological process: regulation of DNA-templated transcription. Gene Ontology annotation, molecular function: DNA binding; DNA-binding transcription factor activity.
CUGGGACAGAGGAAGCAUAAAGAGACGGGGAGGGAGGGAAUGAGAUUUCUUGCUACCCAAUCCCCCUUUUCCCCUGGGAGAGCAAGCCUUGCAUGGUCCGUCCCUCCCUCUUGUUUGGUAAUCAUUUCAUUUUACUCCUUUUUGAAGCAGUCGCUUGUUUUAUCCCACUUUUCAUUUCACAAUCCCGUGCGCGUAUGUUCGCCUUCUUCUGAUCAACUUCGGCAUCUCCCCUCUCUUUACUCAAAACGAAAAGGUAUCCUAGAUCCCGGCUGAUUCUUCUCCUUCGAGAUGCUUAACUGUUCUAGCGCUCACCCUCUCUCCACCCUCUUUUAACUUGAGACCGGUUAAGCUUGAGCGAACUGAACUGGGGUUGGAAUUAAAAAUAAAGCGUAAAAACCCAAAGGGAUACGACGCUCGUCUUUGGAUAAGGACCGCUAUCGCUUUCCCCCUUGUUGCACUUUGGGGAAGAUUCUUCCCUUUUCAGUUGCUCGUCGUUAAUCCAGGUGGCCUUGUGAUUUGGUUAAGAGAGAGUUCCCAGAAGGUUACUUUCAUGUUCUCCAUCCAGGACAGCCUCCCGCGGGGAGCCUUGACCAUGAAAGAGGAACCGCUCACGAGUGGCAUGACACCGGUCCGCUCUUGGAUGCAGAGCGCGGGGAUAUUGGACGCGAACACAGCAGCACAAAGCGGUGUAGGUCUGGCCCGGGCUCACUAUGAAAAACAGCCUCCCUCGAACCUACGCAAAUCCAACUUCUUCCACUUUGUGUUGGCGCUGUACGACCGACAGGGCCAGCCCGUGGAGAUCGAGAGAACCUCUUACAUAGACUUUGUGGAGAAAGACAAAGAGUACAACGGAGAGAAGACCAACAAUGGCAUCCAUUACAGGCUACAGCUUCUUUACAGUAACGGCAUCAGGACAGAACAAGAUCUGUUUGUACGGCUAAUAGACUCCAUGACCAAACAGGCGAUCCUCUACGAGGGCCAGGACAAAAACCCAGAGAUGUGCCGUGUCCUUCUCACCCACGAGAUCAUGUGCAGUCGUUGUUGUGACAAGAAGAGCUGUGGAAACCGCAACGAGACGCCCUCCGACCCAGUCAUCAUUGACAGAUUCUUCCUGAAGUUCUUCCUCAAGUGCAAUCAGAAUUGUUUGAAAAAUGCAGGGAACCCACGAGACAUGAGAAGGUUUCAGGUGGUGGUCUCCACUACGGUGAACGUGGAUGGCCAUGUCCUUGCUGUCUCUGACAACAUGUUUGUCCACAACAACUCCAAACAUGGCAGGAGGGCCCGACGCCUGGACCCCUCUGAAGCAGCUACGCCCUGCAUCAAAGCCAUCAGCCCGAGUGAGGGGUGGACGACCGGAGGAGCCACUGUCAUCAUCAUCGGAGACAACUUCUUUGACGGACUGCAGGUGGUCUUCGGCACUAUGCUGGUCUGGAGUGAGCUAAUCACGCCCCACGCCAUCCGGGUCCAGACGCCCCCUCGCCACAUCCCAGGGGUCGUGGAGGUCACGCUCUCUUACAAAUCCAAGCAGUUCUGCAAAGGGGCGCCAGGACGCUUUGUCUACACCGCCUUGAAUGAGCCCACCAUCGACUAUGGCUUCCAGAGGCUACAGAAGGUCAUCCCUAGACACCCAGGAGAUCCCGAGAGGUUACCUAAGGAAGUGCUGUUAAAGCGAUCAGCAGACUUAGUAGAAGCCCUGUACGGAAUGCCCCACAAUAACCAGGAGAUCAUUCUGAAGCGGGCAGCUGACCUGACCGAGGCCCUGUACAGCGUCCCCCGCAGCCACAACCAGCUGCCUUCGCUCAGCGGCUCGGCCGCUCACUCCGGCAUGAUGGGAGUCAACUCCUUCAGCAGCCAGCUGGCCGUCAACAUCUCCGAGGCCUCGCAGGGGGACCAGGGUUACUCCCGUAACUCCAACAGCGUAUCGCCCCGUGGCUACGUCCCCAGCUCCACGCCCCAGCAGUCCAACUAUAACACCAUCACAUCCACCAUGAACGGCUACGGAGCGGGCAUGACCAACCUGGGGGUGCCAGGCUCACCCAGCUUCCUCAACGGCUCCGCUGCCAACUCCCCCUACGCAAGAUCUACCACCUCCCCCUCCUCCUCCUCCUACUCCUCCUCCUCCUCCAUCCCUCUGUUCUCCGGUGGACCCAUAGGCCCUUAUUCAUUCUCUCCUGUCCAUAUGAUCUCUGCAGUCAAACAGAAGAGCGCCUUCGCCCCUGUCGUGCGGCCACAGACCUCCCCGCCCCCCACCUGCACCACCACCAAUGGCAGCAGCCUACAGGGUUUUGCAGCAAAUCCAUAUGCAUAUCAUAAUUACCUCAACACACGGCUUUUCAUUUAAGAGGCCAUGGCAGGUCUAAUAGUCCCACCUAUGUGAAGAGGGCCUUCUGCCAGAUUGACCACAUCUCCACUAGCUCACAGAAUCUCUACAACAUCAGCUUAAAUCUCAUCAACCUCCAAAACAGGACCAUCAAGCCUCUUCUCUCCUGGAAACAGAACAGCACAACAAAGAAAAUCCAAGUAACCGGAAACCCGUAAAAUUACGCUAGAUUAUCUUUGUGUUGGUUCAGUAGUUGACUUCAUCGUCACUUUCUGUGUUUUGCAUUUUGGGACUUGUAAGCCAUUCCUUGCCCAACAGGUAGCAUUCCCACAUAGAUAUGUAUGAAGGGUUAACUAAUCUGAAAAUAUAGCAAUGUGAAUAAUAAACUGUGGUUUAUAAAGGCAGGUAGUUACUCCUUGUCGUGUAAGCAUUGUCCUGCGUCCUACAAUGUUAAUUUGCAUGUCUGAAAAACUAUUUUGACUGGAUCUUCUAAUGAACCUAGUUCAUUGUCAGUCAUAUAACCACUGUGAGCAGGUAGAGUCUUAAGGCCUACAGUUCAAAACUGUCAACUAUGGAAAAAGUGCAGAAGCCAUGAAUAUCCAACACUCUGUCAAUUGUCAGACUCAAAAUCGAUGGGAGUUUCAAUGAGAAUCCCCCACAAUGUCUAUAAAAAAUCCUCUUCAAAAAGACAACUGAUAUCUAAUGUCAUAGUCUUUUAGCGUUUUCAUUUGUGUACCAUAGCUUUUAAUAAUGUACGUUUAUCAUAUCUGAAGGAAAAUGCAGUAAUUUUCUAAUCUAACGAAAGGGUUGGCACACAUUCUGCCAAGGAGCAAAUAGCAAAUGUUGUACUAACAGCCCGAGGUUUUGAGGUUAAAGGGUUUUAGAUGUCUACCAUUUUUGAAACAUAGUACAAUAGAUAUAUUUCCGGGUGUGUUGAUUGGUAGAUUUUAACCAGAAAUGCUUGCAGCAGUUUUAAUCACAUUUAGGUACCAGAUUUCUUGUUAUUCUUCUGAUUGUGCUUAUUUUGUAUGUAUUUAUAAAGUAUGUUUUCGGAUUCCUUUUGUGAUUUAGGCCUGAAUGAUAGUCUUAAAUAUAUAUGUAAACACAUUUGAUGUCUUAAUACCUUUUAGAUAUUGUAAAAAGAGUGACACAAGGAGAGGAACAACCCUUUUGUAAAAACUAAAAAAGUCAAACAUGACAUGGUCACCCUGUCUUUUAAAGCAGGAUAUACGCCCCACCACUUUUGUAUAAAAAUGGUUUUCCGAUACUAUAUUUAACUUUUUUUGUAUACAGCAUUUGUGUUUUCGCCAGUUCUCCUUGUCCUUUGUGUAUUAUUGUGAAAUGUGUAUUAUCAUGGUUAUUUCUUAAUGCACUAUUUUAGUUGGGGCACUUACAAGAGCAAUGCAUCUUCUUAGCAAGCAAGAAAAAAAAUAUCAAAAAGGAAAAGGCUAGUACAAAUAUGCACCAAGAUGUUUUUUUUGUUUUUUUUAGCCAUUCUUCGAUUCACAUUUUUGUCAUUGUUUUCAUGUGAAUUUCUCUAUUUCAAAAACUCUUCCAUCGUAAUCCUCCAUACUCCUUACUUAAAAUUUUAGGUGUAUCCAUUUUUUGUUCCUUGGUUAGAAUUCAACUCCUUUCCCAUCUUAACUACGGACCCAAGCCUAUUCCUUGUUUUUUGGUGAUAAGGAAUGUAAUACACAUGCCUGAAUCAGCAGCGAAGUUGAAACUCAAGUACACCCUCCAAUAACUGCUGUAGAGGGACCACUCAAGUGUAGGGUUCACCGAUCUCAAGGAACCUUCCAUUGAUGUUAGUGUUGUUGGUGGUGUUAUUGUCGUUGCAUACAAUCUGUAUCAUGUACUUAUGCAAUUUGUAUUUCCUGUAAUGCAAGCUAUCGCUCCACAUUUCAGUGGAAUGGUUUUGAACCGUAAAAGAACACAAGACAUAAUUGAUGCCUUACGAUAGAACAUGCUCCAAUACAAUGCAUUUUCAUUAUUUUGAUACUCUAAUUGAAGUGUGGUCUUAGAAUUUAAAAAAAAUGGAGUUAUGCUGUUGCAGAUUUAUUUCUUCCUCAUUUUACCAGGUGAGUUGACUGAGAAUACGUUCUCAUUUACAGCAACGCCUUGGGGAAAGUUACAAAACACAGUAGAAAUACAUAGAUGUCUAAGAAUUAGUUACAACUGUCAUUCAUUUGAUGGUUUUGAAUAAUCAUUUGAGCUGCAGUGGAUGUAGUUUAAACUAGGAUAUGUUGGACGAUACAUCCUCCAAAUUUCCACAUAGCCUGUGUAACAUAAUGAUAGUGGACAAUAGGUCACAAAAAUCAAUGAUGCGCCUGAUUAAACCUUUGAUUUUAUGCAAAUUCUGUGCAGUGAUUGACAUAAAUCAGCUAUCAUCGGGUGGCAUCAACAUGUAGUCAUAAUGUGGGCUUGUGAAGAAAAAAAAACUGAAGGGAAAAUCUGUUGCACCACUUUGAGAGAGCCAUUUUUCAAUUACGAGAUUCAAGGCCAGCUCAUAGAAUGUCAUCUGAAUUCAAUAUUAUGGACUUCUAAACCCAUUUUCAAUGAAAACACAAGUUUUCUCUUCGAGUUAAAUCUUGGCUGACUUCUCACUAUCCUCCCCUUCACCCCCAUGUAUCCAUUCCAUCCCUAUACUGAGUUUUCAAAAUAUAGCUUGCAAAAUAUUUUUUUGUUUGUUAUAGUUGUAGAAAGCUUGCUUUUUGCUGCCCUGGUUUUCUGCAGAGGUUUUUUAAAUUGUGAAGUGUACUUUCUCAAUGUUUAAUUCAAUAAGAAAAGGGGAGAGGUACUGCAUCUUUGUCAAAUAUGAAAUGUACCAUCAAAGUAUACUCUAUCAAAGCACAAUGUUUAAUUAAUGUCUUUAAAAUACAAAAGGGGGGUAUCUCCCCCGCUUUUCCUUUUCUGUCUUUGACCAUGCUGUAAAUAGAUGCAUGUUUUUUUCUGUGAUCCAGUGCUUUUUGUACAGAAACAGACUAAUAAAGAAUACAUUUGGCUUGAAAA